Penicilliopsis zonata CBS 506.65 is the source of this 633-nucleotide messenger RNA. RefSeq lists its product as hypothetical. The annotation marks the transcript as partial. Lineage: Eukaryota; Fungi; Ascomycota; Eurotiomycetes; Eurotiales; Aspergillaceae. The record is from RefSeq and is a predicted model, not a curated record. The transcript has a single exon.
UUCAGCCGGCUGAUUGUCGAGACCGAGAUCACCGAGACCUUUGAGUACGUUCGCGAGACCACUGACAACGAGCCGUUGACCGGCGAGGCCUAUCUCACCAACAACUUCCGUUGCAACACGGGCUCCUUCGGCAAUGCCAACAAGACCAAGGUGUACGAGGUCAGCUCUGGAAGCAGCAUUGGAUUCGCCACCGAGGAUAAUGUCCAGAACGAGGCCUGGGGUCCCCUGCAGGUCUACAUGUCCAAGGCCCCAUCCGAUGUGCGUAUGUACGAUGGCAGCGGCGAGUGGUUCAAGGUCUUCGAGAUGGGUCCCACGGCCUUCACUGAGGAGGGUAUCGAAUGGGCCUCAACCGGCCUGACCAACUUCACUUUCACCCUGACCGACGAGAUCGCCACCGGCCAGUACCUGGUCCGCGUCGAGCAGAUUGAUUUCAGCGAUAGCACUGCCUCCGCUGGUGACAACGAGUACUACGUCAACUGCGCCCAGGUCAAGGUCACCAGCAGCAGCAGGUCCACCGUUUCCAGCUCCAGUGAGGUUUCCAUCCCCGGUGUCUACAAGAGGUCUACCUCGGGACUCCAGUACGUCAACGGCACCGUCACUUCCGAGUACACCAUGCCGGGCCCCGAGGUCUGG